CUACCCCCACCCCCCACCCUCACCCUCACUCCUGCCCUCAACGUCCAGCAGGGAGGCGAGGAAAGGCGGUACCAUGACGGAGAGGUGAGGGUUCUCAUACCGGCUCCAUUUUACCGGGAACACAACCCACCGAGACGGCACCGCCACGACAUCGGCUUCCCUGAUGAUGAUGAUGAUGAGGAUGAGGAAGAGGAGGGAUGCAGCAACACAUGGAGUCCAGGGCCGGAGGAGGAAGAGGAGGAGGAGGAAGGGGAGGAGGAAGGUGCAGGAGUAGCUGCCCGUUGUGUCCCGGGGCCUCCCGGUGUCGUUACCGGCUGUAGUAGUGGUGGCGGUGUGUUCGGUAACGUGAGGAGGGAGCCGGUAGACCCAGUGGAUCUGGUGUCUGAAGAGGAAGAGCAGCAGCCAUAUCCAGCCCUCGCCCCUGUAGUCUUCUUCUGCGUCAAACAGACGACACGUCCUCGCAGCUGGUGUCUACGCACGGUCUGUAACCCGUGGUUCGAGCACGUGUCCAUGAUGGUGAUCCUCCUGAACUGUGUGACUUUGGGGUUGUACCAACCCUGUGAAGACGUCACCUGUCAGGCAGAGUGGUGCCUCGUGCUACAGGUGUUUGAUGACUGUAUCUUUGCGUUUUUCGCGGUGGAGAUGGUCAUUAAGAUGGUGGCUCUGGGGAUCUUCGGUUCUAAGUGUUACCUUGGCGACACCUGGAACCGACUGGACUUCUUCAUCGUCAUGGCAGGGAUGAUGGAGUAUUCUCUAGACGGACACAACGCUAGUCUGUCAGCUAUCAGAACCGUGCGAGUGCUUCGGCCGCUGCGGGCUAUCAACAGAGUCCCUAGUAUGCGUAUCUUGGUAACUCUGCUCCUAGACACUCUCCCCAUGCUGGGUAACGUCCUGCUCCUCUGUUUCUUCGUCUUCUUCAUCUUCGGCAUCGUCGGCGUGCAGCUGUGGGCGGGGCUACUGAGAAACAGGUGCUUCAUGGGAGAAGACUUCAGAACGCUCUAUAACCUGUCGUUA
Molecule: messenger RNA, 1014 nt
Organism: Salmo salar (Atlantic salmon)
Lineage: Eukaryota; Metazoa; Chordata; Actinopteri; Salmoniformes; Salmonidae
Source: RefSeq, a predicted model, not a curated record